Messenger RNA from Torulaspora delbrueckii, 189 nucleotides. RefSeq names its product Cox26p (gene COX26). The record is from RefSeq and is a predicted model, not a curated record. Bases 1 to 189 code for a protein of 62 amino acids. The transcript has a single exon. NCBI's taxonomy places the organism in Eukaryota, Fungi, Ascomycota, Saccharomycetes, Saccharomycetales, Saccharomycetaceae.
AUGUUUUACACACAGGUUCUAAGAUCGGCUGCUGCAGCUGCUCGUGCUACUAGCAGAAAUCAUAAUAGUCAGUCAUGGGCAGUCAGUGAGGCUAAGAGACUAACGCCUGCUAUAUUAGGAUGGGGUGGAUUUUUAGCUGGUUGUUUGGGAUGGCCAUUUGCUAUCAAGCACUUUAUGUCGGCCAACUAG